Molecule: messenger RNA, 3540 nt
Organism: Trichophyton verrucosum HKI 0517
Lineage: Eukaryota; Fungi; Ascomycota; Eurotiomycetes; Onygenales; Arthrodermataceae
Exons: 5
Coding region: 1-3540 (1179 amino acids)
Molecular function (GO): oxidoreductase activity; iron ion binding; 2 iron, 2 sulfur cluster binding
Source: RefSeq, a predicted model, not a curated record
AUGGCUCCUGCUAUUGUAGAGGAGCCACAGCCGCCCGCAUCGAAAGCUUCCUUAGCUGCGGUGACAGAGAAGUACGAUGAUACACUCCGAUUUUACUUAAACGGCACGAAGGUUACUCUGGACUCGGUAGACCCAGAAGCAACGCUGUUAGAAUACCUUCGAGGGAUUGGACUUACUGGCACAAAGCUGGGGUGUGCAGAGGGCGGUUGUGGUGCCUGCACCGUGGUUGUUUCGUACCGCAAUCCGACCACCAAGAAGAUAUACCAUGCUUCAGUGAAUGCAUGUUUGGCACCGUUGGUUAGUGUCGAUGGAAAACAUGUUAUCACCGUGGAAGGGAUAGGGAGUUCGAAAAAUCCUCAUCCUGUCCAACAACGGAUAGCAGUUGGAAAUGGGAGUCAAUGUGGCUUCUGUACCCCAGGAAUAGUCAUGAGCUUAUAUGCCUUACUAAGAAACGACCCUACCCCUUCGGAGCUUGCGAUUGAAGAAGCAUUCGAUGGCAAUCUUUGCCGAUGUACUGGAUACCGGUCAAUUCUCGACUCUGCGCAGUCCUUCUCCACCCCAUCAUGUGCCAAAGCACGAGCAAACGGAGGCUCGGGGUGCUGUAAGGAGAACGGUGGAAGCUGCAAUGGUGGUGCAAAGAAUGGCGAUUGCGACGGAAUAACUCCAAAGGCUAUUACACAGUCAUUCAAUACUCCCGAGUUCAUCCCCUACAAUCCAGAAACGGAACUCAUCUUCCCGCCCCAACUACACAGACAUGAGCUGAAACCACUAAGUUUCGGGAAUAAAAGGAAACGAUGGUAUAGACCCGUAACCUUGCACCAGCUCCUGGAGAUCAAGGAUGCGUAUCCAGAGGCAAAAGUGAUAGGAGGGAGCUCCGAGACACAAAUUGAAAUCAAGUUCAAAGCCAGGCAAUACACACACUCAGUAUAUGUUGGUGACAUUCCAGAGUUGAAACAGUAUACCUUCACUGACGACUACCUUGACCUGGGGGCCAAUGUUUCACUCACAGAUCUAGAAGAGAUCUCCACAGCAUCGCCGAUUUCUGACCUCAACCCGGUAUUUGUCGCAACAGGCACGAUACUCUUUGCCAAGUCACUGAAGGAAGAGGUUCAAAUACCGAUGGACCAGUUUUUCAAAGGUUACCGAACGACGGCACUUCCUGCCAACGCUGUGGUUGCAAAGCUACGUAUCCCUAUUUCCCGGGUGAAUGGUGAGUAUCUACGAGCGUACAAGCAGGCAAAGAGGAAAGAUGACGAUAUUGCUAUUGUCAACGCUGCCUUGCGUGUAUCACUUUCUGAUUCAAACGUCGUUAUGAGUGCAAAUUUGGUAUAUGGAGGUAUGGCACCAACUACCAUACCUGCAAAGAAAGCAGAAGAGUUUAUCGUUGGAAAAAAUUGGACAGAUCCUGCGACAGUUGAAGGUGUAAUGGAUGCUCUCGGUCAAGAUUUUGAUCUUCCAUCAUCGGUGCCAGGAGGCAUGCCUACUUAUCGGAAAACUUUAGCUUUUGGUUUCUUUUACAGGUUCUACCAUGACGUUCUUUCAUCUAUCCAAGGUGUCCAGGUUCAUUGUGAAGAAAAUGCUGUCCCAGAGAUUGAACGUGGAUUAUCUUCCGGUGUUAAAGAUCACGAAGCAACGGCCGCUUAUACCCAGAAGAUUGUUGGAAAAGCAACGCCAACUGUUUCUGCACUACUGCAGACCACUGGAGAAGCUCAGUAUACUGAUGAUAUCCCGGUACAGAAGAACGAAUUAUUUGGAUGUCUUGUUCUUUCAACUAAAGCUCGAGCUAAGAUCUUAAGCAUUGACUUCACACCUGCAUUAGAUAUCCCUGGUGUGGUGGACUACGUGAGCGCCAAAGAUCUCCUCAACCCAGAGUCAAAUUGGUGGGGGGCGCCAGUCUCCGAUGAAGUAUAUUUUGCAGUCAAUGAAGUCAUCACUGACGGUCAGCCCCUUGGCAUGAUCGUUGCUACGUCUGCUAGAUUGGCUGAGGCUGGAUCUAGAGCGGUGAAAGUUGAAUAUGAAGUUCUUCCUGCCAUCCUAACUAUUGAACAGGCCAUCGAACGCAACUCAUUUUUCAAACAUAUUACGCCAGCUAUCAAGAAAGGAGAUGUCGAAGCAGCCUUUGCUUCUUCAGACUACGUCUACAGUGGCACCACUAGAAUUGGAGGCCAGGAGCAUUUCUAUCUUGAAACCCAUGCUUGUGUGGUUGUACCGAAGCCAGAAGAUGAUGAGAUUGAGGUGUUCAGUAGCACACAAAACCCUGCUGAAGUUCAAGCAUUUGUUGCCAAAGUCACCGGAGUUGCCGAAAAUAAAGUUGUUUGUCGAGUUAAACGACUAGGUGGAGGAUUUGGCGGAAAGGAAUCCAGAUCCGUGCAGAUUGCUAGUAUCUGUGCUCUUGCUGCGAAGAAGACUAAGAAACCUGUCCGCUGCAUGCUUAACCGCGACGAAGAUAUUGCUACCACCGGGCAACGCCAUCCAUUCUUGUGCCACUGGAAAGUUGGUGUGAACAAGGAUGGUAAACUCCAAGCACUUGAUGCGGACGUCUACGCCAACGGUGGCCAUUCACAGGACCUUUCACUUGGUGUUGUUCAACGGGCCCUUUCCCAUAUUGAUGGAGUUUAUAAAAUACCCAACGUUCACGUCCGUGGAUACCUUUGUCGUACAAACACCGUUUCAAACACCGCCUUCAGAGGCUUUGGAGGGCCUCAGGGUAUGUUCUUUGCUGAAAGUUUUGUCUCGGAGAUUGCAGAUCAUCUGAAGAUACCCGUGGAGAAGCUGAGGGAGAUCAAUAUGUACAAGGACCACGAGGAAACUCAUUUCAAUCAGGCACUUACUGAUUGGCAUGUACCGCUGAUGUACAAGCAGGUCCUCGAGGAAUCAAACUACUAUGCUCGUCAAAAGGCUGUGGAGGAGUAUAAUAGAACUCACAAAUGGUCAAAGAGGGGAAUUGCCAUAAUACCUACCAAAUUUGGUUUAUCGUUCACGGCCCUGUUCCUGAAUCAAGCCGGUGCAUUGGUACAUAUAUACCGUGACGGUAGCAUCCUUUUGGCUCACGGUGGUACUGAAAUGGGUCAGGGGUUGCAUACUAAGAUGGUCAUGAUUGCUGCCGAGGCCCUCAAGGUCCCUCAAUCUAGUGUCUUUAUCUCCGAAACAGCCACUAACACUGUGGCUAAUACAUCUCCCACUGCUGCUUCAGCAAGCUCCGAUCUUAAUGGCUAUGCAAUUUUCAAUGCAUGUGAACAACUCAAUCAACGUCUACGUCCAUAUCGAGAAGCGAACCCCAACGCUACUAUGAAGGAGCUGGCAACGGCAGCAUACUUUGACCGUGUGAAUCUUUCAGCGCAGGGAUUUUACAAAACUCCUGAGAUUGGGUAUAAAUGGGGUGAGAACACAGGAAAGAUGCUCUAUUACUUCACGCAGGGUGUUACUGCUGCAGAAGUCGAAAUAGAUACGUUGACGGGAGAUUGGACCCCCUUACGUGCUGACAUUAAAAUGGAUGUCGGUCAAAGUAUUAAUCCCUCGAUUGACUAUGGCCAGAUAUAA